AUGGGGCGUGGAACUUGUUCUCUUGCAUUGGAUAAAGUUCAAAGGAGGGUGCUUUUGCGGCUUUUGGGAGUAAAUUCGAUCUUUGCAAAUACUGUUUUCGCGGCCCCGAUUCAGGAUAUGAAGGAACCGGAAGUGCUUAGGACGAUAAAGCUUGCCAGUGGAGUGAGGAUACAAGAUAUCGUUGAAGGACAAGGCCAGGAAGCUCUUGAAGGAGACACAAUCGAAUUUAAUUACGUAUGUCGCAGGUCAAAUGGAUAUUUUGUGCACAGCACUGUGGAUCAGUUUAGCGGAGAAAGUUCACCUGUUAUACUAACUCUGAAUGGUGAGCAGAUAAUUAGAGGCCUACAGGAGGUUUUGGUUGGCAUGAAGGUUGGAGGAAAGAGAAGAGCUUUGAUACCACCUUCACUAGGAUAUAUCAGCGACACUUUACAGCCAAUUCCCGAAGAGUUUGGUCCUCGGCGUAGCCUUUUGUCUCACGCAAAGGAGCCAUUGAUUUUUGAAGUCCAGCUCUUGAAAGUUUUAUAA
Molecule: messenger RNA, 525 nt
Organism: Striga hermonthica
Lineage: Eukaryota; Viridiplantae; Streptophyta; Magnoliopsida; Lamiales; Orobanchaceae
Source: the annotation of a GenBank genome assembly